Messenger RNA from Staurois parvus, 310 nucleotides. Lineage: Eukaryota; Metazoa; Chordata; Amphibia; Anura; Ranidae. The record is from the annotation of a GenBank genome assembly.
UUAACCUCUUCACGCUGGCCGAAUGCAAAUGUGCGGCCUCCUGGGGUCUGGGCCUAGACGCCGAGCGGCCGCACAUUUGCGUUCUAUUAAAAAAGGACAUACGUGCCGAGAGUGCGCGCCCUGCCCGCUCCCGGCACACAUGUGCGGUGCUCACGGAAAGGUCCCGGUCCGCUCUUUCGAUCGGGACCUUUCCCGAUCAUGUGAUCGGCCCGUGACGUCACGGCGGCCACAUGACACUAAGCCCCGCCCCGUCCACCUCCCGGCGCAGGAACUACUCUUCAUGCCGGAACGAUCCGGCGUGAAGGGGUUA